AUGCCCAGACCCCAAACUCGCUACCAGAACGGACAGGAAUCAACAAAAUCGCCAUUGAAGGGCAUUAAUACGCAUUGGUUCUUUCAGUCAAUCAAGUACGGACCUGGACACGAAAAGUUUCCUUCGUGGCCAGUGCCGGCGGCUGCAGAAGCCUCCGCGCGCGCCUCCUCCGGAGGAGGUUCUAGCAGGUCCAAAUCCUGGACAGAUCACACCAAUUAUCCUAAAGAGAAGACGAUAGCAUACACCAGACCACACAUGAAGCGCCAACAUUCCCAAUACACGCAACAGAAGCUGAAAACUGUUAUGGAGCGAUGCGAAAAAAUUCCCCCAGAAACUUUCGAGUCGCGCCAAUCCGAGAAACUGAACGAACGCUUAUUCUUGCCCAACGUCGACCACGAUGGAAAGCCUUUAGGCGAUGUUGACUACAGCGUGCCUUCGCCACCCGAACGGGAAUACUCCAAACCGCAACUAACUCAGAAGGACCUGGAGGAGUACGCCAGAUCCUAUCAAGAGCCGGUUAAAUUCGAGUACGAGACUCCUCAGGACAGCAAUCACAGACUAACCGAGAGUGGUUUAGAGGAAUUCAUGGAGUACAACCGAAAUUAUGAGGAAUCCUUGUUCAGCUCUCUAACCUCCAAACAUGAAGAUGGCAUUCUCACGCAUAUUCAACAUCAAAAGCAAGUGUCCUAUGCCCAGAGUGAGGGUUAUCACAGCUACGUUUCUAGCACUGAUUCCACAUCAACACCAUUUUUGGAUAGACUCAGGCGAGAUAGCGAUGCCGUGGUAUCGCGUCCUCAUUCUUCGACAACAUGGGAAGAAGAAUCAUCCUGUUCGAGAAGAGAAGGCAGAGACAGUGUGGUCACCACUAGCUCCGGAAGUGCUUCUUCUAGUGAAACCCUCAAAUGGCAUGGUUCAAUGAGCGAUGUCUCAGUGGCUAGCAGCUCUUGCACCCAUCUUGCCAGCCCUUCCAGUUCUUCGUCAAGGCAAUUAAUCGCUCAUAGUGCACGCGUUCAGACCCCUCAACGCCACCAUUCCGAAAGUGUCUUGUACAUGAGCGGACAAAGUGAGGGCAAGAAAGUGCCAAAGGAGGGUUGGCCAGAGAAAGAAAAGCGAAACAAUAGUGUAAAUAAGUUGAAAUUGUUUCCUGUGAAUACCUACACGGUGCAAGAUGGAACAGGCGAUCGGCCACUGGAAAGCUCGAGUGGGGGAAUAAAUAAUAGCUCUAAGAAUAGAUUAUCAUUAUCGCUGCAAUCAGCUCUCUCCGUUGCUGACCGUAUCAGCGAGCUGGAAAAGCAACAGAAAUACUCAUACUUAGAUCCAAAUAAGAAACACAAAGUUCCUGAUCCUACUCUUAAGGCAAUUCAGAAAAAGGCACUUUUAUCGUUCUACGAACGGCACCAGCAGAAUGGCAGCACAGCGAAGAACCCAUGGAGGUCCGAACCACAAUUAGCUGACAGUCAGCAACCGCUCAGCGUACCGCAAGCGACUCUACCAAAAGUCAGACCGUCGCUACCUUCCAGACGCGCUUCAUCAGCUAGCGAUUAUGCUUCAGCAAACAAUUCGAAGAGAAGCAGUUUGGCUUCGUCCUUAGAGUCUCGGACUACCGAUCAUAUAGGCAAUGGAAAAUCAACGCCUCGGCACCAACACAGCAACUCUUGUGGCAGUUUAUCCACCGAUCUACUUGGCCCAGUAAUAGUAGGUCAGGCCAUAUCAGUGGACGACUAUGUGCCGGAAAAACCUCCAGAACGGCCGCCUAAAAACCCAAAUCUCCGAACCGCAUUUCCGGAUUUGUACUUGGAACAACGGGUGCCCAGUCCGGACCUGCCGCCUCCAUCACCUCCCACUGUUUUCGAUCAGGAGGUGAUUGAUAAUGGCGAUCCGCUGCCACCGCCACCUCCAGAAUGCGAAUCCAAUUGGCACGAUUUUAAUGACAGAUUGAAGUCAAAUUCGACUUCCAGCCACCAAAUACCUCAGGCACAAGUUCAGAAACCGAGCAACGAACUCAAGCAGACCGCCCUUAACCAGAACGUCGGUAUUCCUGAACGUUCCAUGCGAUAUUCGCUGAUCAAAACCCGACCAACUGAUCACAUCAUUCACCAAGUUAGCAGCAAGCCUUAUCAAGCCUUUGCUUCUGAUCCGAAAAAUGCGGGUUCUGAAGAACCUCUAGGGUUCCCCAGUCAGAGAGGCUAUGCGGAACGAUCGAGCACACGGUACCCGAGCACCCAAAAGUUAGUACUGAACGGAAAUGUUGCGGUCAGCCAGAAAGUGAAAGGUCUUGCCGAUCAGCAUCGCCCUGAGCCGUUGAAAUCCACUCAUCGGGAUGAGUUUAAGAAGCAAGCUGCCAAUGCAGCCGCCAGAAUUGAGACUCAUAGAGCCCAGAGAGCUUCAAUAGCUGAAAGCCCAGUGAAGGAGGCGCCGCCUCCACUCCAACCCAGACAUAUGCGAAUAAACCAGAGCAUGAGAGCUAAGCCUUCACACGAUCAUCGCUCUAGAAUGUCGCCACCCAAAGAAGGGCUGCGGGAGAGUCGAUCAUCCUCUUUGAGCCAAUCGAAAGCAUCCUAUCUGGCUUCGAGAAGAGACCGGGAGCUGAUCGUUUCCGACUCUGAAACUGGAAGCUACAAACGCACGAUGUCGCCCAAUGGACAUGCCAUCACUCCUGAAGUGAUCAGUGAGCCGCAGAAGACGAAUAGUAGGGAAACUGUAUGGCCGCUGAUCCGCCAAGCGCGUGAGGGAGUGAAGAGCAGCAGCAGUAUCCUGCGAAAGCCUUCGAUGAACAGCAAGAGCAAAAAUGGUGCAAGUUUCAAGGAGGUCAAAUGUGAUAGUAAACUGGAGGAAAUUAGGACGUCCAAUUCGGUGCUACCUGAUGUGCUGCCUGUGAAUGCCAAGAUGAUCCCCAGAUCUCCGCAGAGCCCGUAUAAACGGCCUACGCACUUAAGUUUUUCUUCGAUUAACGGCGAUGGGGUGGUGAAGAAAUCUCCGGUUAAGUCGCCCCCCUGUUCUCCACCGAAAAGCCCUUCCAGAAGCUCACCAUUCACCCCAUUAAGGACCACGACUCUGUCUUCUCCUUCAUACUCGGUUUCUCCUGUAAGUUCCUCGUCGCUGAGUCUCCGGCCCUCACCCCCGAUCACGUCAACACCAACAAACAGGCCUGUUAGUACUAGUAGUAUAAGUACCAGAACGUCUCCUCAGGCAAUCGCUAGGGAACCGCCUUUGAUCAAAGCCUGCCUCUCCCCAGUGGGUUCUCCUAUAAAAUUGUCCCCUUUGCGAGGUUCUUCUCCAAGCUGUGCUUCCACAACGACAGCGAAUGUUUCCAACAAAUCCACUCAGAACAGUAACUCGCCAGCUCCCUCACCAAAAAUUUUGGACUCUCCAACCGCACGAUCUCUCUCCCCUAAAACGCCCGACUAUUACCCGAAAGUAAUCGAGGGACUUCAGCUGAUCCAAAGGACUGAAGUGGUUUUAAGAGUGAACACCACAACGAGCGAUGCAGCUUCUCAAACGGAGAAGCACGAACUGCCUCCAACUCCUCUGCCCAUCAGGAAGAAGCUGCAGGAGGAAAUCGAAUGCGAGAAGUUGUCGCAAGACUUCGUCAACCACCUGCCUACGUCGGAUAGACUGAAAGAUCUUUUAGUUCCUGGGCCUGAGCACAAAAAGCCCACAGAUUAUGUACAGGGGCUCUUCAAAGUCGAUGUCACUCUAAAGCCACGACCAGCCAAUUCGCCCUUUCGAAGCAAAAACAACACGCCUAGCAGUAGUCCACCUCCAUCCUCCAGUUUCGCAUCGGGCAUGAAACCUUCAAGCAACAAAUUGAGUUUGCCAAAAUCACCCGAACCAACCAAACCGUUGUCUUGUUCAUCUGCUUACUUCACCACAUCGGAACCGAAAGCAAAAUUUUUGAACCGAUACAGUCAGGACAUGAAUCAAUGCCAUGCUGUUAAAGACACCAAAGAUUUAAGUCAAAAGAAGGAAGAACUUGUUAAUCGGCUGGAUAAGAAACUGGAAGUGCUACGAGGAGAAGCCCUGAUUGUAUCAGAUGAAUGCAAAGUGAACGAUGAGCUGGGAGUGAACGUGGAAAACUACAUAAAUCGAGUGGCUAGUCCUCAUGAGGUGUCCAAGUUCCGGUUGCAUAUAGAAGAAGUUGGAAAAAUCACCAGUCUUUUGUUGGGUUUGAGUGGAAGACUUGCUAGGGCAGAGAACGCGCUCAUGAACAUGACAGACGACCAUCCAGAACGGAGAAUCUUGGAAUCCAAACGAGACAAACUGCAAGACCAGUUGGAAGAAGCGAAGAAACUGAAAGAUUGCAUAGACAAGCGAAGCAUCAGCGUUUCCAAUAUUCUAUACAAAUACCUCAACUCGGAAGAAUAUGCGGAUUACGAUCACUUCAUCAACAUGAAAGCUAAGCUGAUUAUGGACUCGAAGGAAAUUAACGAUAAAAUCAAGCUGGGCGAAGAGCAACUGGGUGCUUUGAAGGAAACUUUGAUUAUCACAGACUGAGUCAGAGGGUGGUUGUACAAUUUGAAAAUUCAUCUGGAGGGUCAAUGAUGAAGAUUGAUAUGUGCUAGUCUCUGAAAUGGAGUGCUACCGGGAUGAGGAAAUUGAGGCAAUUUAUAAUUUACAUUAAAUGGGUUAUCUGAUAAAUUGCCACUAUAGUGCUGUUGAUUAAGCGACAAUCUAAAGAAUUCUGUUGUAAUUGCGUUGCUGUACAUCUUAUUUACUAUUUUAUUUUUACAAUGUAGGGUUCACCUCGCAGCAAUCGUUUAGUUUGCCUAAAUAUUUAACACGAAUUGGCCAAGAACCUCUUACUGUUUUCGGCAAAUGGAUAAGACGGUGCUAAAGCCAUGAAUGUUAAGGAAAAGCCACAAAACAUAUCCAUUGGGUUGACUAUGUUUUGGAUUUUCCCCUGAAAACAAGAUGGGCUGUUAUAUUUUGUGCAUUUUACUAGGUUUUUUUGUAAGUUAAAAUGGCAAGGCUGAUGAUUACAGUACAAACAGGGCUUAAAUGCAUUUGGCUUAAAAGUAAUUGUAUACGUCUCAUGUAAAUAUUAGAUUAACUUUAUGUUAGCCGUUUUGUACAAAUUAAGAAAAUUUUUUUUAAUCGUCACCCUGUUUUUAGCCUGUUUCUCGACGCAUUGCCAGCAAAACAUCUUCCUACCAAGUAUUUAAAUAAUGUUAGUGUAAUGGAUCGAGCAGUCAAAAUUUUGCGCAAAAACCAUAUCGCAGAAACAUGUGUACAUAUAAAAGGAAUUUUUCUAUUACGAAAGGAACUUUUUUAAUUACGGUGCUCUGACAUUUUCUAAAUAUCCUUUAAGUUGUUAUAUUGUGAUUUUUUUAGUGUAUUUUAAACCAUAAUUAUCAGUACGUUUCGUAAAGUUUUUAAUUUAUAAUAGGUUACUAUAUAGAUUGCAACUGUGUCAAAAUGUGUAAACGACCUUCUUUCAGCUUUAUGCAGUGCUUGCAGAUAAUACAUUAGUGUCUUUAUAA
Molecule: messenger RNA, 5480 nt
Organism: Dendroctonus ponderosae (mountain pine beetle)
Lineage: Eukaryota; Metazoa; Arthropoda; Insecta; Coleoptera; Curculionidae
Product: protein Shroom
Exons: 14
Coding region: 1-4494 (1497 amino acids)
Biological process (GO): actin filament organization
Cellular component (GO): apical plasma membrane; cortical actin cytoskeleton; adherens junction
Molecular function (GO): actin filament binding
Source: RefSeq, a predicted model, not a curated record